AUGUCGCGCAUUAGUCCGACCUCGUCACCCAAUCUGACAGAAGGUUACCCGGUGACAAACCUGACUUUGGUGGUCCUUCUGCUCAUCCCCUGCGUGGUCAUCCUGCUGCUGCUCAACUGCCUGUUCCUGGGCUACAAGUUCCUCAUCCUGUCGAAGGGCAGCAGCGGCAGACCGCAGCGGGAGGACGCGGAGGAGAUGCUCCUGCAGUCCGGCCUGCACAGGGUCGGGAGGGCGUCCGACUCGGCCUUUCCCCCGCUGCAGGACGGGAGGAGAGUCUACGUGUCCGUGUCGGAGCCCAUCCUGCCGCACCCCGUCACCUCCUCCAGGGCCUCGUCCGGGGAGAGGGCCGGGGUGGAGCAGAGGAUCCGGCUCCUGAGGCCGGACGGCGCCACCGGCUCGGGGUCCCUGAGGGCCCCGAGCACCAUCAGGGCCACUUCCCCCGCGGGAGGGUUCAGCCCCAGGCUGGAUCUGGCCUGCGGAUCGCGGACACACGGCGUUGGCAAAGCCCGCUGGUGCAGGAGCGCACCGCUUCUACCGCAGUCCAGCGACUCGGAGGCUGAAACCAGAGUCAACCUGGUUCCGCCAAACUCUCCCAUGCAGGAGACGGAACAUGUGGGUUUUAUUUAUCGGAGCAGUGCCUAUGAGAUGCUGACAGAUGUGAAUCCAGCUGCCGCAGUGUACGUGUUUGACAAAGUAGACAUGGAGUGCGAGUACAACAGCCGUCCCUCUGAGACGUCCUGCCUCAACACAUCUGCAGUGGGUCCUGGACUCGACAGCGACUUUGGUGCAAGUGCAGGUGUCUCCCUGCGGAUCUUGUCAGCAGACAGUGACGGUCUGUCCAACGGUGUGCAGGGUUCAGCCUUGGAUUGGGAUUAUUAUGACCCCUGCUACGUCAAACAGAAUAGUGUGCCCAAACAUAAGCACCACAGGCCGGCAGUUCACACCAAACAGUACUGGGUCUGA
Limanda limanda (common dab) is the source of this 963-nucleotide messenger RNA. RefSeq names its product huluwa (gene hwa). The coding region runs from base 1 to 963 and encodes 320 amino acids. The transcript has 3 exons. NCBI's taxonomy places the organism in Eukaryota, Metazoa, Chordata, Actinopteri, Pleuronectiformes, Pleuronectidae. The record is from RefSeq and is a predicted model, not a curated record.